GAUACUCACCACCGUGGGACAAGAGGUGAACAAGAAGUGAACUAUAAAAUUACAGCUUGCAAUUUUUGCCCUUUUCCACGGAUUUUCGCAAUGAUUCGGUAAUUAUUAGUGCGAUAAGUAUCUCCAGUGCAUCGUAGAAGUCUCCUGGCGUGAUAUAAUUAUAUGUAUCACUUCUCUGGCUUCAGUUUUUAUUUAUCUCUCCAAGAAGACGGAGGCAAAAUAGUGCGAAAUACUUAGUGACAACACCCACGCGACAAUUAGUAAAGAAUGGCACUGCAUUUGUUGAGAAAUUCAGUGGAGAAACUCGGCGGGACGUCGAGGAGUCUCUCGAAAAGCAUCUUCACGAAACCCGUUGGACUUUCACCGUCCAUCCAUGUCAGCGCCCAGAGAGACUAUCCACAGGCGGCCGAGCUGCCGCUUCCGCCCAACAUUGACGCCGCGGAGACCAUGAGAUUCUCGCCGCAGCGCGCCAGGGACAUCUCCAGCACCGCGAUGGUGUGCCACGAGUCCAUGCAGGUGCACAGCAUGGACGUGACGCUGGACAACGAGCCGCGGGCGUCGGAUCCGCACGUGGAGCAGUACGACUGCUCGGGCGCCGUUCAUCUCAACUGCUCGAUGCAGAGCAACGUGCCGCAGCCCUUCAGCGGCGGCAGCAAGUCCAUGCAUCUGAACAUGCCGGGCGGGCAGUGGAGUCAGUUCAGCAAGUUCACGGCGGCGGAUCUGCAGGAUCAUCACUACAUGAGUCUGCGGCGCGAUCUGAAAGGUACGUGCGGAGGCAGGAGGAGCUUCUUAGCGCCCAUACUAACCCAGUCAGUGCAUCAGAAUGUGCAUUUGCUAGCGCCUCUAACGCAUGAGCGACUCAUAGCGCGAUUGUGUGCCACCAAAGAGGCUCCGGAGGCCACCAAGGAGCUGUCCAAGCGGGAGAAGCUGAAGAUUGCCGUGAAGGAUUACGGAUCCACUGUCAUUGUCUUUCACGUGACCAUCUCCCUCGCCUCCCUGGGCCUCUUCUACCUGCUCGUGUCCAGUGGAUUAGAUGUGAAGCAGAUCCUGACGGCGCUCAACUUGGGCGACUCGGCGCUGUCGGGAAAAGUGGCCACGGGCGCCAGCACGUUCGUCGUGGCCUACGCAAUCCACAAAGUCUUCGCCCCAGUUCGCAUUAGCAUCACACUCGGCGCCACGCCGUUCAUCGUGAGGUACUUGCGGAAGCGCGGUAUUUUAAAGGUCAAGAGCAAGAGUUCAUAGCUGAGCUUCGGCGACAUUUAACAACUGUAUUUUCGGUGAAAGCAUAUCAAUAUAUAUAUAUUUUUUAAUAAAGCUGUUUAUUCCGUAUCCAUA
Molecule: messenger RNA, 1335 nt
Organism: Phlebotomus argentipes
Lineage: Eukaryota; Metazoa; Arthropoda; Insecta; Diptera; Psychodidae
Exons: 4
Coding region: 268-1242 (324 amino acids)
Cellular component (GO): mitochondrion
Source: RefSeq, a predicted model, not a curated record